GUUAUAUAGUUUUAUAUACAGUUUGUAUUUAGUAGUGUUGUAUGCAAUGUAUGAUACGGUUCACACGUUUCAAUUGAAUCGCUAUUUAGUUAAUUUAUUUCAUUAUUUAUCAAAUUUAGUUCAUUUAAAUUUAAUUACUUUAUUAUUAGCCAAUUGUACGCCAAUUGUAUUGAUUUGACAGUAAUUUUGAUUGAUUUGUCGGCAAUUUUUAGCUUAGAUCAGCUCAUAAUAUGUCUGAAACUCAUAAUUGGGAAGAUGUGGACAACAAUUCCGGUGGAAACAAGAAAUUUGAUGACGAAGAUGAAGAUGACGACAUCAAAGACAAUUGGGAUGAUUCUGAAUCAGAAGAGGUGCCCAAAGAUGACACACAGACAAAGACUAUGCCCUUGAAGGAGAAGAAGUUAACUAAAUUACAGCAAAAGAUUAAGGAAAAAGAAGAAGAAGAAAGAAAAAAGAGAGAAGAGGCGAACAAACCGAAAACACCACAAGAAAUAAUAGAAGAAAAGUUACGAAUUCAAAAACUAGUAGAAGAAUCGGACCUUAGUUUGGCUGAAGAAGCGUUCGGUGCGGGAAACAGUGGAUCUGGUCUUAGCGUAAGUCUGAACACGAAAGAAGAUUGGGAUUCGUUUAGGAAAAGUUUAGUCGACAAACUGUCUAUCUAUGAGGCCUCACCCCAUUACGUCCACUUCUUGGAGAACUUGUUUCGCGAACUAUGCGUUUCUGUCGAAUCCGAUGACAUCAAAAAGUUGUCCGCAAGUCUAACGGCUCUUUAUAACGAAAAACUUAAGGCACAGAAGGCCGUAACAAAGGGUAAGAAGAAAGGAAAGGGACCGUCAGUUAAGGUAGAAACCAAUCCGACCGAUGCCUACGGAGAUGAAUACGAUGACUUCGAUGACUUCAUGUAAACUUGUUUUAUAAAAAAUGAAUUUUUAAAUAUAUUGCACAUAAUUAUACAUAAAAUUU
Molecule: messenger RNA, 963 nt
Organism: Oppia nitens
Lineage: Eukaryota; Metazoa; Arthropoda; Arachnida; Sarcoptiformes; Oppiidae
Gene: eIF3j
Product: eukaryotic translation initiation factor 3 subunit J-A-like
Exons: 3
Coding region: 231-905 (224 amino acids)
Cellular component (GO): eukaryotic translation initiation factor 3 complex; cytoplasm
Molecular function (GO): translation initiation factor activity
Source: RefSeq, a predicted model, not a curated record